Mytilus californianus (California mussel) is the source of this 1784-nucleotide messenger RNA. RefSeq lists its product as uncharacterized. The transcript has 2 exons. Bases 67 to 1101 code for a protein of 344 amino acids. NCBI's taxonomy places the organism in Eukaryota, Metazoa, Mollusca, Bivalvia, Mytilida, Mytilidae. Gene Ontology annotation, molecular function: zinc ion binding. The record is from RefSeq and is a predicted model, not a curated record.
CUUAGAAGAUAUCAUGUGUCGUUUUUCUUCAUUGUACUUAUUUUUAGAUUUGUUUCAGAUAUAACCAUGGCUACAUGUACAACUCUUUGUGGUCCAUGUUCAGUGCGAUAUUUAACCAAACCAUCGACACACUGGUGCUCGGAGUGUGAAGUAGCCAUUUGUGAUGACUGCAAAGAACAUCAUAAAGUACUCAAAGCCACACGAAGUCACGAACUUAUACCAAUUGCCAAGUACAGAUCUCUGCCGUCCUUCAUUACUGAUAUACAGCAGUCAUGUAUCUAUCACAAUGAAAAGUAUCAACAAUACCGUGUUGCGCAUGCGUUACCUAUUUGUUUCAAAUGCAUUAAAGAACACCAGAAAUGCAACGUCAUUCCUCUUGAUGAAGUCACAAACAACGCGAAGACAUCCGGGCACUUUCAAGAUUUGGAAACUGGACUGAUGGACUUAUUACAGAACAUUGAUAUAAUUAAGAAGGACCGUAAAGCUAAUUUGGUCAGUGUUGAAGAAAGGAAGGACAUACAUCUUGCAGAAAUUAAACUAAUAAGAAACCAAAUUAACAAACAUUUAGACAAACUUGAAAAAGACAUAAUACAAGACAUUGAGAAAAAAGAACGUCAAUGUAAGGAGAAUAUUCAGAAGAUUUUAUCUUCAGUUGAAGAAAAGGAAAACUUGAUAACAGAAUAUCAGACCAAUCUCCAAAGCACCAAACAACAUGCUUCAGAUUUUCAAACAGUUCUAGUUAUGCAUGAUAUUGAGAUGAAAGUUUUUGAAAAUGAAAAAUAUUUGUUAUCGUUGACUGAAACAAACAAAUUCAACCCAGUCGACCUGAUUUGUAAGGUUGACCCCGGGGUGCUUAGUAUCGUGAACAGUUUCAAAAUUUUUGGAUCAAUUGAAAUAAAAACGAAGUUGAGUAACAUUUGUUUAAUCAGAGCGAAAGACAAACAAGCACAGUUGCAAGUAACACCAACGAAGACCAUUAAGGAUUUGAAGUUGAUUCUACAGAAGAAAAUUACGACAACUUGUGAAAAAGUUAGAGGCUGUUGCGUGUCAUUUAAUGACGAUUUUAUCUUCACCGACUACUUAUAUAUAUACAAAAGAUGAAUGUUAUUUCGUCAGAUGGUACGUUCAAAUAUAACAUGUUUCUAGAUCCUAGUUAUGGGUUUGACAUAACAAUAAUCGAUGAGAAAACAAUCGCUAUCACAUCUGGAUAUUCUCGUGAGCAUAUCGGAAUUGACAUAAUAGACACCGAGAGCCGAAAGAUUAUAAAGUUCAUCAGCCUUCCUGGUCGUCCAUAUGGAAUCACAUGUGAUCACGAUUCAUUGUUUGUCCUUGUUGAAGGACGAGGUAUAUUUAAAGUAAACACUGUGGAUUAUAUUACCUCUCACGUGACCAGGUCUAACUUACCGGGAGGUUCCUGUGUAUCGUCAUUCGCCGACAAGAUAUACUACACUGACUGGAUAGAUCAUAGUGUUGUUUGUUGUGACCGUUAUGGAUCAUGUGGUUGGACUUUUAAAGACACUUCAAUUUUAGAGAACCCUAGAGGCAUCACUGUGGAUAAUGAUGGAAACGUGUUUGUUGUCGGAGAAACGUCGUCGAAUGUGGUCAUUAUAUCAAACGAUGGAAAACACCAUAGGGAAAUCCUGACAGACGAAGAUGGUCUACGUGAACCGUCAGCUAUUUUCUAUGAUAGAGAGACCAGCAAACUUCUUGUAGCUUACAAGAGAGAAACUGCUCUGCUUUACAAUGUUACUUAAAAUAAUAAAAACUUAUAUAAUAUUCGACAA